This is a messenger RNA of Crotalus tigris (Tiger rattlesnake), 2953 nucleotides long. RefSeq names its product ligand of Numb protein X 2-like. NCBI's taxonomy places the organism in Eukaryota, Metazoa, Chordata, Lepidosauria, Squamata, Viperidae. Bases 322 to 2367 code for a protein of 681 amino acids. The record is from RefSeq and is a predicted model, not a curated record. Gene Ontology annotation, molecular function: ubiquitin-protein transferase activity; protein binding; metal ion binding. The transcript is spliced from 10 exons.
CCGCCCUCCGCGGCUUUCGACGCGCUCGCGGCUCGGCUCCUUUUCCCGCUGCCCGGAAACUCGCUGCCACUUGCGGCGGCGUCCACGUUGCCCGGGCCGGAGCGAGCGGGGCUUGCCUGGGCCGGCUGGCCGGGCGAGCAGGCGGGCGGCGGGGCGACGAGGAGGAGGAGGAGGAGGAGGAAGAAGAGCAGCAGCCCCGCCGCGCGCCCUGAGGCGGCGCCCCUCCCCCGCCAGGUGAGGCUUCCCUUCAGGAACUUGCUGCUCAUCCACGCCAGCGGAAAGGAAGAUCGGCUGACGCCAGCUCAUUAGACCUUUGACGCCAUGGCCAAUCCUGCAGGAGGAGAACCGGUCUCCAAAGCUCGGGAGCUUUGCCACGAAUGUGGACAAAUUCACUUGUUGCCAGACAAUCAUCUUUAUAACUUCCAAGAUGAAGUAGAUGACGACUUGACUUGUCACAUUUGCCUUCAGCCUUUGCUCCAGCCUAUGGACACGCCUUGUGGGCACACCUACUGUUUCAGAUGUCUUGAAAACUUCAUGCAGGAGUACAGCUUCUGCCCUAUGGAUCGGAAGAAACUGUCCUUCCAGAGCUGCCGGAAGUCUAGCUUGUUGGUACGGAAUCUGUUGGAUAAGCUCAUUGUCCUUUGUCCUUUUCAAGAAGACUGUGCACAGACGAUGCAACGGUGUGAGCUCGAAGCUCACCUGAAGAACAGGUGCCCUGGCUUCAAGAAAUACACGGCGCGCCUGGAAAGGAAGAGGAACCCUCAGUCCAGGGCGAAGGGAGAGUCUCUUUCCAGGCUGGAAGCAAAGGUCGUAAAAGAUCCCGAGGUAUCAAACGGAGGGUCCUCUUCAGUGACUGGAAGCUCAGAGGCUGCUGUUCUGUCGCCAGAGACCCCAAAUCCUGGAAUGGUUAACCCAGCCUUUGAUGGGAGCGAAGAAGAUUUACCUCAGAGAGCGAGUCUUCUGGCAGAGACAAGCACAAUCGAACUCCACCGAGAGGACCCCGAGGAAGAGCUCGGUAUGCGUAUAGUCGGUGGCAAAGACACACCUCUCGGGAACAUCGUUGUGCAGGAGAUAUUUCAGGAUUCCGUGGCGGCCACAGAUGGAAAACUCGCGCCCGGAGACCACAUCCUAGAGGUGAAUGGUGUGAACAUCAGCAGCGUGACCCACUGCCAAGCCAUCUCGCUCUUACGCCAGCCCUGUGAGGAGCUUCACCUUCUGGUGCUUCAAGAGAAGGGCUUUACCAACCGGACAGGGCCAUCCGUCGUGAACCAGGAAGUGGUCCAUGUGGUCCUCGUCAAAAGAGACCGAUCCGAACCCCUUGGCAUUAAACUGAUCAGAAAAACCGAUGAACCUGGGAUCUUCAUUCUGGACCUGUUAGACGGAGGAUUGGCAGCCAAGAACGGGAAGCUGCGUCAGAACGAUAAAGUCCUUUCUAUAAACGGUCAGGAUCUCCGCCAAGGGACGCCGGAAGCGGCUGCACAGAUAAUCCAGGGCAGUGAAGCCCAGGUGAGCUUCGUGGUUCUCCGUCCGUCUGGCGUGCAACUCUCGGAAGCCGCUGAGGACAGCAGCACUUCCAACGCCAGCAGCGGCAGCAACGGGGGAAGCCCCGUGCGCAGUCGCAGGAAGCCGGAGCAGAGUCACUUCCGGCGAAGGUCCAACUAUCAGAAGAUACUCCCUCAAGGAUACUUCAGCCAGGAAAAGGUGGUUACCAUAAAAAAGGACCCCAAAGAGUCUCUGGGAAUAACCAUAGGAGGAGGAAGAGAUACUAAAGCCAAACUGCCCAUUUAUGUGACCAGCGUCCAGCCAGUCGGAUGUCUCUUCAGGGAUAGGAGAAUUAAGAAAGGGGAUAUACUUUUGAGUAUCAACAAUGCCGAUUUGACUCAUCUCAAUUAUAACGAGGCUGUCUCUGCUCUGAAAUCAAAUGCGGCCUUGCAGACGGUGGCGCUGAAAGCGCUGGAGGUUGUAAUGCCAGAAAAGGCAUCGGAAGGGGCCGAGAGCCUGGACCGGAGGGAAAACGGGCACCGCUGGGCAACCUGGUCUCCUCUCUGGAUCACCUGGCUCGGAUUGCCAAGCCACCUCCACUGCUGUCAAGAUAUCGUCUUGCGCAAAAGCAACUCGGAGAGCUGGGGAUUCAGCAUAGUGGGCGGAUUCGAAGAAAGCAAAGGAAACCAGCCUUUCUUCAUCAAAACCAUUGUGCCUGCCACUCCCGCCUUCUGGGACAGCCGGCUGAAGUGCGGGGACGAAAUUGUGGCUGUCAACGGAGUGUGUGCGGUUGGAAUGAGCAACAGUGAGUUAAUUCCAAUGCUGAAGGAACAGCGGAAUAAAGUGACUCUAACGGUGGUCUCCUGGCCUGGCAGCCUUGUCUAAGGGGCCAAUUGCAAUAGGAUGCUUAAUUGGAAAUGCUUUUGGGGGGAGCUUUUCACUGGAGCGAACCAAUCCAACCGAUGAACGGCUGAGCUGGUCUCAGAUAGGCUUCCUCCAAGGUGCAGAUUUUUCUUUGAUAAAGACAAAUGUAGCUUGUUGUUGUUGCCGAGUGGGAUUUUAGAUCCAUCCACUCAGUAAGUGAAAAGCUGUCCUCUGAUCAGCUGUUGGAGGUGCAUCGUGGUUAGGGUUAUUUUUUUUGUUGAACGGGGAAACUGAGCCACCGCCUGCUUCUCCCAAAUUCUCUUAAAACCUGCUGAACUGAAGGAUGGCAAGCUGAAACUCAAGUGAUUGAUGGCCGUAAUCUUGGCUCUUAGUGAACUGAAGUCGCAACCUUCAAGAUAGUAAUAAUUGCAAUGGGUGAAUCAUUUAGAUCUGUCUCACUGUGCCUUGCAAAGUAGGAGGCAUGGGAACGCUCAACCACUGUUGAGGUCUGUUUAUGCCUCUUGCUCAAUCUGGUUGUUCUGCCUUGAGCCAAUCUCCGAGUUAUGUAACGUGUCACAGCCUUGUUCUUGCUUUCAAGGAGAUCUGG